Molecule: messenger RNA, 862 nt
Organism: Aspergillus fijiensis CBS 313.89
Lineage: Eukaryota; Fungi; Ascomycota; Eurotiomycetes; Eurotiales; Aspergillaceae
Product: TVP15 family protein
Exons: 3
Coding region: 398-745 (115 amino acids)
Biological process (GO): vesicle-mediated transport
Cellular component (GO): Golgi membrane
Source: RefSeq, a predicted model, not a curated record
GUCUGGGUUUUUCUUGAUACUGCUGGCUGCGGGUUGGAGUCAAGCUCACUGAGUCGACUAUCUUUCAUCUAGCCACUCAGGUAUGACUGAUAGGCGACAACGGCUCGUCUCCGCCGCGGCCAGGUUCACCUGAGCGUUGAAUUCCAACUAAAGUGAUUGCUCAAUAGACACUCUUCCCUCUUCCCGAUCUUACUCGGCUGCUUCUGCCACUAGAACGAAAGCUUCACCACCAUCGAGUAUAUACGCAGUUGCGUCGACCUAAUCGCGAAAAUGGAUCUCUCCAACAUCUUGUACGUCGGACCCGUUUCCAGACUCCAUCAUCGUCAUCACCGCAAGCACAGCAGCUAACGAGACUCUUACACCCAGCCGAAUCGUCAACAUCGUCGUUGGUGUGCUCAUGGUCCUGGGUGGUAUUUCCCAGUUCUUCCCUGCGUCCAUGAGCUCCAUCAUUGUCGGCGUCUAUGUGAUUAUCUUUGGUCUUCUCGUUGGUGGAUUGGAAUUCCUGCCGAACGUCCCCGACUACGUCUACCGCUACGCGUCCUUCCUUUUCUCCUUCCUGGGACGUGGUGGCUUCUACAUCUUCGUCGGGUCGAUCAUGUUGCACGACAACAUCCUGCGCUAUAUUGCGGGCUCCAUCGUCGGCUUCAUCGGUCUGGGAUAUAUUGCCCUGGAGUUCAUUCCCUCCAUCGAGCCUCCGUCCAACAUGCGCGAGACCGACCAGGGUUGGGGCGCUGAGCAGGUCUAAGCAUGGUGCGCGCAUUGCGGGAACAGUCGGGCGGUGUGGCCUCGUGUGAUCUCUGCACACGUGCUCGGACAAAGGUUGGUGCUACUCAAAUCCGCAGCCGCUGCCCUUGUCACCACG